ACAUUUCGGUCGGAUAUGUCGGAAUUGUCGAGUGAAAUGAAGUCAAUGGAAAACGGAAUGUCGGCGAGAACGGACAGACAACAUUAUCUUGAGAGAGCUCAAUACUCUCCAUGGCCAAAAACUCAAAAUAGUGGAGCAUUCGGAGCGCUAACUGAUCAACCGAGAAAGUAUCGAGGAGGAUUUGGAGGAGGUGAAGGCUUCUCUGAUUUUGGAUCCGUUAGUGGACUUGGCGGUAGAAUCCCCAGAAACUCCUCUCACCUAAACGACAGUUCUGGAUUUGGUUCCGUACGAGGAGGGUACAGCAGUUAUCGAGAAAGCAGAUCAUCUCGUGUUGCUGUUUCGGAUGCUCUUUACAUGAAUAAUGAACGUUGCGUGACACCUCUGCCAUCUGAGAAUAUAAUGGGUAGUCCACGGCGUGGAUCUUUCCGAAGUUCGCCCCGAUCCGAUGGUAUGGGAUCUUCAUCGAAGAGACCACGCUCUGGCCGCCGAACCGGUAGACGUGGGCGAGGUGGGCCAGGCCACUGCUUCCAUUGUCAAGAGCAUGGACACAUUUCGAGAAUGUGCCCGAAGAAGGUUGGAGAAACGGAUGAACACGGAGAUGGAAAAGAUAUCGAAGUGGAACCAUUUGAGACGAAAGAUUUACUCCAAGAAGACGCAUCAAGAUACUCUUCUAAUAUGAAGGCUUUGCAUGGAGGUGGACUGUAUCAAAGCAAGUUGGACAAUCAAAAGGCCCGUGAGUCUUAUUAUGGAGGGUACGGCUACAGCAUCAACAGUCUCACCCCAAGAAGUGUUGGCAGCGUGAGAAGUGGUUUCACAGCACCAAUGAUGUCGCCCGAAAUUGACAAAUUCUCAGAGCAGUUGGACAAUGCUUUGAAGCUCAGCAAUGUCGAGCCGGUAGCUCCGUCGCCAUACGUGAUGACUAUCACUGGAAAAGGGCCAGCUGAAAAAUUGAUGAAAGAAGUGCCACCAGUUGCUCCAAUCAACACUCUACAGAGCAGAGAAGGAGCCAAACAAAUUUCUACGGAGACUUUGUCAAUCGAGACACGCAGAACUGUGAUGCGCGAUGGAGAAUUCCACUUCGAGGAGACGACUAUCAUCAAUUUCCCACGAGUUCUUCCGCCCAACGUCCGUGUCAUCGCUGCCCAGUUCGUGCCGGUCGCUUCACAAAAUUCAUAAUUUCUGAUAAUUAUGAUGCUAUCAAGGAAAAUGUUUAAUAAUUACUAUUGGGAACUCUGCCCAAUUUGCAGCGUAUUUUUACUGUUUUUCAUUGUUGUUCCAUUUAUUGACUUCUAGGUAUUGUUUUUUACGUUCUGGAAUUGUUUCUGUCCUAAAUUUGAAAACUUGUAUUUUUGAUUUGAGUCUUCAACCUCAUUUCAUAAAAGUGUUUCAUGUU
Molecule: messenger RNA, 1393 nt
Organism: Caenorhabditis elegans
Lineage: Eukaryota; Metazoa; Nematoda; Chromadorea; Rhabditida; Rhabditidae
Gene: egc-2
Product: CCHC-type domain-containing protein
Exons: 4
Coding region: 16-1176 (386 amino acids)
Molecular function (GO): zinc ion binding; enzyme binding; nucleic acid binding
Source: RefSeq, marked reviewed